CGCUCCCGAGGGACGAUGGAGCCCUGGAUGCUCCUGCUGGGGGCAGGAAUCGCCCUGGGCUGCGUGUCCGGCCAUCUGUACACAGCCCCCGACUCGUGCGAGGGACGCUGCGGGGAGCCCUUCAAUGAGGAGGACGAGUGUCACUGUCACCCCGAGUGCGGGGCAGAGCACAACUGCUGCGAGGACCACGAGAGGCACUGCGGGCCCGACGGAUUCUCCAGCAGCAGCGGUUCCAUCUCGGAGCAGGAGCUGCUGGAGCUCUCGGAGCAGCUCUACGGGCUGGACCACAACAAAGCCCGGCCCGGCGACAUCGCCCUGAACCCGCAGCACCUGGCGGGCCCCGACGAGACCGGCGACAAGGAGGACCGGUCCCCGCAGCCGCUCUACAAAUACGUGAACGAGGCGCUCUUCUCCAAGCCCACCUACGCCAGCUUCAUUAAGCUGCUGGAUAAUUACCAGAGGGCCACGGGCAGGGAGGAGGAGGUGACGGCCGAGGAGCUGCGGGAGCAGGAGCGGUUCCUCCAGGAGGUGAUGGGAACGGAGCUGAUGAAGAAACUCUUCGUGUUCCUGCAGGGGAAAAAUCGCUACAGCUCCGAGCAGGAGUUCCUGCAGGACCUGAACCAGAUGUGGUUCGGUCUGUACUCCCGAGGGGACGGGGAGCGGGAUUCCAGCGGCUUCGAGCACGUGUUCUCAGGGGAGGUGAAAAAGGGAAAAGUGUCUGGAUUCCACAACUGGAUCCGCUUCUACCUCCUGGAAAAGCAGGGCGUCCUCAACUACUUCAGCCACAACUUCGACGGGCCGUGGGACACGUACCCCGACGUGCUGGGGCUCCAGUUCAGCUGGGACGGCUUCUACAAGGAGGUGGGCUCGGCUUUCAUCGGCUGCAGCCCCGAGUUCGAGUUUGGCCUCUACACCCUCUGCUUCCUCGCGCGGCCCGGCCGGGCAUGCCACCUGAGCCUGGGCGGGCACCGCCUCAGUGUGCAGACCUACCCCUGGAGCAAGACCACCUAUGAUGGCGGCCGGAGAUUCAUCGCCACCGCCUACGUGAUGUCACCCUGAGCCGUGACGUCACCCUGAGGAUGACGUCACCCUGAGUGGUGUCACCCUGAGGGGGCUCGGGGGGCCGCGG
Messenger RNA from Melospiza georgiana, 1129 nucleotides. It is a transcript of the gene ENDOU, whose product is annotated as endonuclease, poly(U) specific. The transcript has 8 exons. Lineage: Eukaryota; Metazoa; Chordata; Aves; Passeriformes; Passerellidae. Gene Ontology annotation, molecular function: RNA endonuclease activity. The record is from RefSeq and is a predicted model, not a curated record. Bases 16 to 1059 code for a protein of 347 amino acids.